GAAAAACCUCACAUCAUACUACAUCCGGCAGAAAAAUGUCACUAUUGACCAAGACAUCAGACGUCAACGGAAAGAAGCGAAUUAAUCAGUUCGGGGAUUAUGAUGACACGUCAAACAUGACGUGUACGCAUUGGAAUGACAGAUGGCGGAAAGGACAAACACAAUUUCAUAUGCCAAAAGUUCAUCCGAUGUUGAUAAAACAUAUCGACCGAUUGACAGAUGGAAAAACUAACCUUCGUUUUUUCGUACCGUUAUGCGGUAAAACUAUGGAUUUAAAUUGGUUGCUUGAGCGGGGGCAUGAAGUCGUUGGUUGUGACUGUUCCGAAGAGGGAUGCAAAGAAAUCUUCAAACGACAUAAUAUAUCUUACAAGACCGAAUAUAAAGCCAACGUCCGCAGCACAGUACUCCAGGGGACCGACAAGAAGCUCUCUCUUUAUGUAGGAGAUUAUUUUGACCUCCAAAGGAAGCCAGAUAAACGAUAUCUUGUCUCAAUUGAAGAGGACUGGUCAUUUCUGGUGAAGUGCUGGACGGGUAUUCGACAACAUGACAAAUUAACUGCCGAAAUAGAGGGAAAGUAA
Messenger RNA from Ylistrum balloti, 578 nucleotides. Its product is annotated as thiopurine S-methyltransferase-like. Gene Ontology annotation, molecular function: thiopurine S-methyltransferase activity. The record is from RefSeq and is a predicted model, not a curated record. Lineage: Eukaryota; Metazoa; Mollusca; Bivalvia; Pectinida; Pectinidae. The transcript is spliced from 6 exons. The coding region runs from base 36 to 578 and encodes 180 amino acids.